AUGUCAGGCCCAUACAUUGACGGACUUGGUACAAAGAAAGGGAGACGCUGCGAGAAUGCUGCACCCGACAGCGACGAAUCAUCUAGUUUUUUUUCUUCAUCCGAUCACGAAGAGACCGUUGAGAAACACAGGCGAUACAAAAAGCGACGUGUCACCCAAACCGAUGCGGAGGUUAUUCCAACGUUCUGGCCGGAUGAAAAAUCUAGCAACGUCAAAGGAUGGCUGCACAAGAUUGACCAGUUGAGUGACGUAUAUGGAUGGGACCACAAAGACCGCCAGUUCAUCAUGCAGAUACGUCUUCGUGGGACGGCUAGAGACUGGUAUGACGAUCUGGACGACUACAAUUUCACGUGGGAGGGGUGGAAGGACGCUCUAGAGACCGCGUUCCCACGUUCUACUGACUUUAUAGAUCUACUUGAAUCUAUGCUCGCUAGAAAGAAAACGAAAUCGGAAAGUAUGACAAAAUAUUUCCACGACAAGGUUUCCUUAUUAAAAAAAUGCAAUAUCGUUGGCGAGCCUGCAAUUUCGUGCAUAAUUCGCGGUCUACCCGUGGAAAUAAGAGCUAACGCAAAGGCUUUCCAGUGCGAUACACCACAGCAACUAUACUACGGAUAUUUGUCGUCACUGGAAAACUACAAACAAGUUGAAGCUAGCCAUCCGCGACUGGUUACCACGUGGAGAAGAGGGGGCGCCGUUACUCCAAUUGCAAGAGGAACAGACUUUCAACCGAAGAAAUGUUACGCUUGCCGAAGAGAAGGUCAUGAAGCAAAGGACUGCAAAGUGCCGCGCUGUGAGGUGUGCCAUCGCCCGGGCCACACGUCGGCCAGCUGCUGGUAUGCGGCCAGCUCUUCACACCCAAAAUUGUUAUUUGGGCAUCCCAAUUCGCGCUUACCGGCAUACCCUACUGGAGAACCCAGUGACUUCGAAAGUCAAGCGAAAGUAUUAGAGGAAAGGCGAAACGCGGCUAAAUUGCGUAUUGACAAACAUAUGACACUUAUGAAGGAUAGGUUUGAUCGAUCUCAUAAAAAAUGCAUUAAGUGCUCGGUGGGACAACUGGUACUUUGGAAAGGGGGAAUAACCAGAGUAAACGCUAAUAUAACUAGGAAACUUAACGGGUUGUAUACAGGACCAUAUAGAGUAUGCAAAGCAGAAGAGUCGUUGGAUCGCUACACUAUAUGUAGUAUUAAAGGCAUGAAAGGUUAUCGAAAAUUUACUGCUGUUGUUCGCGGUGAAGUCCUCCGACCUUACAAAUCUUCCAUUCCCGAUGAUAGCAGUGGCAGUGACCAUGAGGUUGAUAGAGAUGAUUUGAUAGACUUAUUAGGGAGUUAA
Messenger RNA from Arctia plantaginis, 1329 nucleotides. The record is from the annotation of a GenBank genome assembly. Lineage: Eukaryota; Metazoa; Arthropoda; Insecta; Lepidoptera; Erebidae.